This is a messenger RNA of Mytilus californianus (California mussel), 1153 nucleotides long. RefSeq names its product ADP-ribosyl cyclase/cyclic ADP-ribose hydrolase-like. Bases 143 to 778 code for a protein of 211 amino acids. The transcript has 7 exons. Lineage: Eukaryota; Metazoa; Mollusca; Bivalvia; Mytilida; Mytilidae. Gene Ontology annotation, molecular function: NAD+ nucleosidase activity; phosphorus-oxygen lyase activity. Gene Ontology annotation, cellular component: plasma membrane. Gene Ontology annotation, biological process: positive regulation of B cell proliferation. The record is from RefSeq and is a predicted model, not a curated record.
UGUAUACAGGAGUAUUGACUGUGACGAUUUGUGGCAGAAAUUCAUCAAAGGAGUACAAUUUCAAUCCAAAUGCAAUUUCACUCAAAACAGCUACGACGAUUUUCUACGUACAAGUGAACAUAAUAUUCCAGAAAACAAGGUUAUGUUUUGGUCAGGAGUAUAUUCCCUUGUCAUGCGUUAUAGCAAUAAAGGUCGACGAUUUUUCACUAUUGCAGACACUUUAACAGGGUAUUUACUGGACAAUAUGAUAUGGUGUGGUAAUGCAACAGAAUCGGACGGAAUUGAGAAAGAUUUGGAAACCUGUCCAGGAUUUCGUACAAGUUCUCAGUGUUCACAAACUGCCGCAACAGUAUUUUGGUCUGCAGCCUCGCAAAAUUUUGCAAGACUUGCAGAGGGUAAUAUCCAUGUCAUGAUCAAUGCAAGUAGAACGCCAGCAUUUCGGAACGAUUCGUACUUUACUACGCAAGAACUACCAAAUAUUAAUGCAACAAAAGUAAAGAAAGUAACAAUACUAAUGGUGCGUUAUAUGAGGGAUCCAUUACUGGAAACAUGCUUCAGUGAUUCAAUUAUUGAUUUGAGAGCUAGAUUUCAAGCAAAAGGAAUAUCUGCUGCAUGUUUGGAUAAUCCCAGGGAUGUUGACUUCUUACAAUGUGCUGAUGAUCCAGGACAAUCAGGGUGUCAACAAUUACUAUCUACAUCGACAGCAGCUAAUCUGACAUGGAUGAAAUCCCAUUCUUAUGUCUUGUUUUUAAUAUGUAUUAUAGUUAUGUUAAAUUAAUAUACAUAUCUCAUUAUCACCUUUUAUAACGAUUUGGUAAUAACUUUUCUAUUGUAUUAAUUUUCUGUACAUAUAUUUACUGAAUAUUUAGUGUAUAGGACAAUUUGUAAGUUGCUUAUUGUUUUUUAAGUGAUACGAAUUAAUUGUAAAAGGGAUUGAUAUACUAUUUGUUCUGAUAUCAUUGAACAUUGUUCAAAAACAAGCGUUUGUGUUUUUGUUUGUAUAGUUUUUUAUGUUUUUAUAUACAAACUCAUCAUAGAUUGUUGAUGUUGUAAAUAGCCGGAUGUAAUAGCUUCUUAAAGCUCAUGUUGCUUUUUGUAAUGUAACUAUAUAUAUAUGCCAAUGUAUAUACAAUUUACUUACUUUAAUAUUAAU